This is a messenger RNA of Fundulus heteroclitus (mummichog), 1494 nucleotides long. RefSeq names its product cyclin B2 (gene ccnb2). Gene Ontology annotation, cellular component: cytoplasm; nucleus; cyclin-dependent protein kinase holoenzyme complex. NCBI's taxonomy places the organism in Eukaryota, Metazoa, Chordata, Actinopteri, Cyprinodontiformes, Fundulidae. The transcript has 8 exons. Bases 144 to 1331 code for a protein of 395 amino acids. Gene Ontology annotation, molecular function: cyclin-dependent protein serine/threonine kinase regulator activity. Gene Ontology annotation, biological process: regulation of cyclin-dependent protein serine/threonine kinase activity; mitotic cell cycle phase transition. The record is from RefSeq and is a predicted model, not a curated record.
CAGCUGCAGCCAAUCAGAUCGCUCGCAGCGCUAUUUGAACGUGGUGGUUGUUGCUCCGUGCUGCAUGCGUCGUGUUUUCCGCAGGUUUCCAGCUGCUGCAGAUGAUCUGAAGGUCGCUGGUUUCUGCCGCUUCUCUUCCCGACAUGUCCGCCGUGGAGCUCCGCGCUGCGCCGCUGCACGCCGCACAGGAUCCUCUGAGGAGGAAGAAGAGCUCCGCAGCGGCUCCGAGGAAAGCCGCCCUCGGAGAAAUCACCAAUUUUACCGGAGCAGCGGUCGCAAUGAAGAGGAUGGGCGCAUCAAAGAAGUCCUCCAAAGCGCCCUGCUCCCAGAAACCUAAAGCGGUCCAGAAUGCCGGCGCCGUGGUUCUGGUUCCGGCUGCUGCGGACCCGCUCCCCGCCCCUGCGGUGGAACCGGGCCGGCAGGAGGAACCGGGCCGGCAGGAGGAACCGGGCCGGCAGGAGCAGCUGUGCCGGGCCUUCUCCGGCGCGCUGCUGCUGGACGUGGACGAGCAGGACGCAGAGGAGCCUCAGCUCUGCUCUCAAUACGUCAAAGACAUCUACGCCUACCUGCGCCUCCUGGAGGUGCAGCAGGCCGUACGCGCAGACUACCUGAAGGGCUCGGAGAUCACGGCGCAGAUGAGGGGGAUCCUGGUGGACUGGCUGGUCCAGGUCCACGCGCGGUUCCAGCUGCUGCCGGAGACGCUGUACCUGACGGUGGCCGUCCUGGACCGCUUCCUGCAGGUCCAGCCGGUGUCCCGCAGGAAGCUGCAGCUGGUCGGGGUCACCGCCAUGCUGGUGGCCUGCAAGUACGAGGAGAUGUUCUCCCCGGAGGUCGGCGACUUCGCCUACAUCACGGACGGCGCCUUCACCAAGCCGCAGAUCCUGGAGAUGGAGCAGGUGGUUCUGAGGGCGCUGGGCUUCCAGCUGGGCCGCCCGCUGCCGCUGCACUUCCUCCGCCGCGCCUCCAAGGUGGCCAACGCGGACGUGGAGAAGCACACCAUGGCCAAGUACCUGCUGGAGCUGACCCUCCUGGACUACCAGCUGGUCCACCGCCGGCCCUCCGAGCUGGCCGCCGCCGCGCUCUGCCUCUCCCAGCUGCUGCUGGACGGCGCUCCGUGGUCGCCCACGCAGCAGCACUACUCCACCUACGACCAGGCGCACCUGAAGCCGCUCAUGCAGCACCUGGCCAAGAACGUGGUGAUGGUGAACGAGGGGAGGACCAAGUUCCUGGCGGUGAGGAAGAAGUUCUCCAGCAGCAAGCUGAUGAAGAUCAGCCUGGUCCCUCAGCUGCGCUCCUCCAUCGUCCAGAAGCUGGCGGCUCCUCUGCUCUGAGGCUCCUGCGUCGCCUUCAGUCUCAGGAACUUUUUACACUUGCACUUUUUUUAAGUUCUCUCAGGACGGCGCCGACCCGGUUCUGGUUUUAUUGGUUCUGUUGAUCUUAGCGGGUCUGCAGGGGAGAAACUUGUUGGGUUUUUUAAUAAAGAGUCUGUUUCUA